AUGACUCAGGAAAACCAAGAGGAAGGCAGCUUGAAUCAGCUUGGGGGAAGGUUUCUGAAUGGCCGUCCUCUGCCUGCACAUAAAAGGAAGCUGAUGAUAGAGCUGGCAUCAGAAGGUGUGCGUCCAUGUGACAUAUCUAGGAUUCUCAAGGUGUCAAGUGGAUGCGUCAGCAAGAUCUUACGUUGGUAUCGAUGCACUGGCCUUUGGGUCCCCAAAGCCACAGGAGGCAGCAGACCAAGGCUCCUAACACCUGAUGUAGUCUCUACUAUAGCAGAGUACAAGCGUACCAGUCCGACACUUCCUGCAUGGGAGAUCCGCAAGAAGCUCUCAUUAGAGCAAGUGUGCCAUGCUGACAAAGUUCCUAGUGUGUCUUCUAUUAACCGCAUUCUAAAGAAGAUUCAGCAUGACUCGAACAUGGAAAAACGCACAUAUGAAGGUUAA
Molecule: messenger RNA, 441 nt
Organism: Tachysurus fulvidraco (yellow catfish)
Lineage: Eukaryota; Metazoa; Chordata; Actinopteri; Siluriformes; Bagridae
Gene: pax4
Product: paired box 4
Exons: 5
Coding region: 1-441 (146 amino acids)
Biological process (GO): anatomical structure development; regulation of transcription by RNA polymerase II
Molecular function (GO): DNA-binding transcription factor activity, RNA polymerase II-specific; RNA polymerase II cis-regulatory region sequence-specific DNA binding
Source: RefSeq, a predicted model, not a curated record